This is a messenger RNA of Neoarthrinium moseri, 1278 nucleotides long. RefSeq lists its product as uncharacterized. Lineage: Eukaryota; Fungi; Ascomycota; Sordariomycetes; Amphisphaeriales; Apiosporaceae. Bases 1 to 1278 code for a protein of 425 amino acids. The transcript is spliced from 5 exons. Gene Ontology annotation, cellular component: checkpoint clamp complex; nucleus. The record is from RefSeq and is a predicted model, not a curated record. Gene Ontology annotation, biological process: protein N-linked glycosylation; DNA repair; DNA damage checkpoint signaling.
AUGGAUUCCUCACUCGUUCAGCAGUGGGAUGCACCUGGCAGCCCCUUCCUUCCUACCAUCGGCAAGGGAACCCAGUUCCUAGUUGGAUUCACCCUCGUCGUUCUCGGCUUCACCCUCUUCGGAGGCUUUGCCCUCAAUCGCUCCUUUGUCAACAUCCCCAUCCUCGGAGUUCCCGCUUCUCUGGCCCUGGCGUUCGGCACCGUCUACAUGUUCUGUGCUGUUGGAGUCUGGAGAGACCGCAUCUCCCAACCAUCUCUUGACACCGUAUUCACGACACUUCACAACCCAUCUGAAACCAUGGCCUCUGCCAUCGGCUCCGUGCCCCUGAGGCCGCCGCUUUUUCGAGCCAUUACGAGCUCGACGAGGCAGAUCUACCAGCUGCUCAAGUGCAUCAGCUUCACCACCAAGGCGCACGUCCAAAUCACCCAGGACGGCAUCAGGUUCGCCGUGGACCAUUCCCGAGUAAUGCAAGGUGUUGCUUUUCUGGACAAGGCUCUGUUCAGCAAGUAUGCCCUGACCCUGCCCGAUGAUGAUGAUAGUGCUUUGCCUCAAUUCCAAAUAAAUUUGGCCGCCUUCCUGGAAGCACUCCAGAUUUUCGGCGCCUCAGACGCUGCCGCGAGGCAGGCCAAGGCCGAGGCCGAAUCCUAUCGGAGCAACCUGAAGAAUUACCGUCCGGAUGCAUUCAAUCACCAGACCUUAGGCAUGACCGGCACCUGCUGUCUUCUGUACGAGGAAGAUGGUUCGGCACUCAGCAUCAUUCUAGAGGAGACGGGUGUCAAGACGCAGUGUAACAUGACAACCUACCUACCCGACCAGCCAGACGACAUUCCUUUCGAUCGAGAUGAUCUGACCUUCAAGAUCAUUAUGCAGGCAAAAUGGCUGCUCGAUGGGCUAUCCGAGUUGGCACCCAUGUCGCCUACCCGCAUGACCAUCACAGCAUCACCGACCGCACCAUACCUGAGCCUCUCGAGCGGCGGCCCCGUGGGCAGCGCAAGUGUGGACUUCUCCAGCGGCCGUGAGCUUCUGGAGACCUUUUCGGUCCGCGAGAAGUGGACGCAGAGCUUCAAGUUUGACCUCAUCAAGUCGGCGAGUGAAGCCAUGCGUAUCGCAAGCAAAGUCAGUUUUCGCGGGGACGGACAGGGAGUUCUGAGUCUGCAGUUCAUGGUUGAGGUCGAAGGCGGUUCAGUCAGCUUUCUGGACUUCCGUUUCGUGCCGUACGCAGAGAACACGCUGGAGGAUGAUGAGGACACAGGAUCUGAGGGAGCCGAGUUUGACUAG